GCUAGCGCGACGUGGCAACGCUUCACCACAUGAAUGAAGAAUCUAUUUAAAGCGCAUCAUCCACUGCCCAAACUUUUCUCAUCUGCGAACCAACCCAACCCUCUCCGAAGAUCAAACCAAAAACCCUAGCUAAGCACAGGCAGCAGCGAGGAGGACUAAUCUCACGCGCUAUGGCUUCGAGAAGAAUUAACAAGGAGCUUAGGGACCUGCAAAAGGACCCUCCUGCCUCUUGCAGCGCCGGUCCUGUGGGUGAUGAUAUGUACCACUGGCAAGCAACUAUUAUGGGUCCCACUGAUAGCCCAUUCGCCGGAGGUGUCUUUCUUGUUUCCAUUCACUUCCCUCCAGAUUACCCCUUCAAGCCACCUAAGGUUUCCUUCCGCACCAAGGUUUAUCACCCCAAUGUCAACAGUAAUGGCAGUAUCUGUCUUGACAUUCUGAAAGAGCAAUGGAGCCCUGCACUUACCCUAUCCAAGGUUCUGCUGUCGAUAUGCUCAUUGCUGACAGAUCCAAACCCUGAUGAUCCUCUGGUUCCUGAAAUAGCUAACAUCUACAAGACAGACCGUACCAAGUACGAGAACACUGCCCGAUCCUGGACCCAGAAGUAUGCAAUGGGAUGAUGAUGGUUUGGCAACAAUGAUCCGCACCAGUAAAUUGCGCAUUUGUCUAAGAAAUGGAGAAAUAAAAGAAAAAACAUGAAUUUGGCUUUUGCUUGGUUGCUUGAUUUAAUUUGCUUUAUUAUCUUAUUAUUAAGCCAUGUUUUGGUUGUGUACAUGAGCUUUUAUUAAAACCUUAUUGAAACAUUUGAUAUUUGCAAUGCUUUUAAGCAACUGGUUGGGUAUUAUAAUGAGUAAAA
Raphanus sativus (radish) is the source of this 853-nucleotide messenger RNA. RefSeq names its product ubiquitin-conjugating enzyme E2 30. Lineage: Eukaryota; Viridiplantae; Streptophyta; Magnoliopsida; Brassicales; Brassicaceae. The record is from RefSeq and is a predicted model, not a curated record. Gene Ontology annotation, biological process: protein polyubiquitination. Bases 171 to 617 code for a protein of 148 amino acids. Gene Ontology annotation, cellular component: nucleus. The transcript has 5 exons. Gene Ontology annotation, molecular function: ubiquitin conjugating enzyme activity.